AUGGCAUCAACCAAUAAAGUUAUCAUUAAAAUACAUGAAGUGACGAAAGUCACUCCUUCCUCCGCCUCCGCCGCCGAGUUUUCUCUUCGGCUUACCUUAUACGACACAAUCUGGUUCAAGUUUCCUCCUGUUGAACGCCUUUUCUUUUAUCAAAUUACUGACUUAACCCCUCAUUUCUUCAACUCAGUGAUCCUCCCCAAGCUCAAGCAAUCUCUCUCUCUCACUCUCACCCAUUAUCUUCCUCUCGCUGGUAAUCUCAUCUGGCCCCAUGAUGCCCCAAAACCAUUUAUUUACUACUCCUUAAACGAUGGCGUUUCUGUCACAGUGGCUGAGUCCAGCGCCGACUUCACUCACCUCUCAGGAAAUGGAGUUCGUGACGCUAUUGCGCUUCAUCCUUUAACUCCUGAAUUGGUGACAUCUGAUGAAAAAGCAGCGAUAAUUUCUAUACAAAUAACUAUGUUUCCGAAUCAAGGUUUCUGCAUCGGCAUAUCAUCUCACCAUGCAAUACUUGAUGGCCGAAGUACAACUAUGUUUUUCAAGUCUUGGGCUUAUCUAUGCAAACAAUUAGAUAAACAUCAAGAAGAAGAAGAACCUUCUUUGUUGCCGGAACUAAUCCCUUCUUUUGACCGAACCGUCAUCAAAGAUCCAACCGGGAUCGACAUGGUGUACGUGAACAACUGGUUUAAUUAUGCCGGACCGGAUUCGGAUCCCAAAAAACGGAGCUUGAAGGUUUUGCAAACGGUAGGAGGCAAUCCCAACUGGAAUCGAGCCACGUUUGAGUUCACCCGUGAGGAUAUUAAGAAACUAAGGAACAAAGUAUUGUCUUUGUUGGAAGAAAAUAAAGAGAAGCCAUUAAAACAACUUCAUUUAUCAACCUUUGUGCUUACAUGUGCAUAUGUGUUCGAUUGCCUUGUUAAAUCUCGAGGAGGAGAAGAUAGUAGACGUAUUAUGUUCGGAUUCACGGCAGAUUACAGGAGCCGUUUGGAUCCUCCGGUUCCUUCGAAUUAUGUUGGCAACUGCGUUAUGUCGCAUGCGAUAGUCGCAACAAAAGGAGAUCUCAUGAACGAAAAAGGGGUUGCGUUUGUUGCAGAGAAGUUAAGUGAUUUGAUCAGAGGGAUAGAGAGGGGAGAACAUGAGGGAACAAAAGAGACGCUAGAAAAGUUAAUAGAAUUGGCGAAAUCAGUGGAAGGAGGAAUACUACUUGGAGUGGCCGGGUCGACCCAGUUUGACGUAUACGGAUCGGAUUUCGGGUGGGGGAGACCGAAGAAGGUGGAGAUUGUGUCAAUUGAUAGGAGUGGAGCCAUUGGUUUGGCCAGGAGUAGAGAUGCAAGUGGCGGUGUUGAGAUUGGUGUGGUUUUGGAGAAGCAAGAAAUGGAGGUUUUUUCUUCUCUGUAUGUUGAUGGGCUAAAAAAUCAAUAAGGUUUCUGCAACUUUUACAUUCU
This is a messenger RNA of Pistacia vera, 1442 nucleotides long. RefSeq names its product phenolic glucoside malonyltransferase 1-like. NCBI's taxonomy places the organism in Eukaryota, Viridiplantae, Streptophyta, Magnoliopsida, Sapindales, Anacardiaceae. The transcript has a single exon. Bases 1 to 1419 code for a protein of 472 amino acids. The record is from RefSeq and is a predicted model, not a curated record.